Messenger RNA from Microcebus murinus (gray mouse lemur), 3655 nucleotides. RefSeq names its product anoctamin 5 (gene ANO5). Gene Ontology annotation, molecular function: protein dimerization activity; chloride channel activity. Lineage: Eukaryota; Metazoa; Chordata; Mammalia; Primates; Cheirogaleidae. The record is from RefSeq and is a predicted model, not a curated record. Gene Ontology annotation, biological process: chloride transmembrane transport. Gene Ontology annotation, cellular component: plasma membrane.
UCAGAGUGGCACCCUGGGUGGGCGAAGGGCCCAGUGACGGAUGAGGACCGGGACAGCCGGCUGAGGGAGCAUUUGGUCCACCAGUGGGGAUCGGAGGAGGAGAGUAUGGAUGAAAGGGAGGCGGCAGCCCAGGAGAACCAGGAGUCCAGGGCGUGGGGCGCCCCGGUAGAACUGGACCUGGGAAGCCUGUUGGGAAUGGAGCAGGCCCGCCCCGAAGAGGGGCAGGAGGCGGCGGGUCGAGAGAUGGGCCCUGAGGAGGGCAGGGAGGCGGCAGGUCCCCAGGAGGGCCGGGAAGUGGGCCCUGAGGAGGGCCGGGAGGCUGAGGAGCCGGGGCUCCGGGCCGCAGACAGCCAGAGGGGAGAAGAGGGGGCCGGCGUCGAGCCAGCCAGGCCCGGGGGCGGGCAGACGGCGGUCCCCGAGGGUGGGGCGCCCGCGGGGCCCGGGGGAGAGAGGCGGAGAGAGAGGCGGGGAAAGCGGCUGAAAGGCAAGCGUAGCAGGGACUCGAGCCAGCGCCGGGAGGAGAAGGUCCAGGACAGGCACCAGAACCGGUACUUGCUGAAGUACUGGGAGAACGCCCAAGAGAGGUACCGGGAGAGAGUAGGGCAGCGCAGGGCCAAGGUCGGGGAGCAGGUGGAGAGAAACAGGGUCGAGUGGAAGGACCAGCAGGACAAGAAUUCCACCUUCCGGAGGAGAUCAGGGAGGGCGGGGACCGAGGAGGAAGACGAGGAGCACUCCACAGCUGACACGUGCACGAUCCAGCGGCCCACGAUCAGAUUCAGUCUCUGCCCCAGAUCUCCACCACGCGCAGGCAUCAGUGUCAUUAACGAGCUGGCGAAGAUGGGCGACCCGAAUCUCCUGGAAAUGGUGGUGGAGGAAGGGAAAAGAACCACUAGAGAGAUAAGCAGUGUUUUCUACAUGAAUGAGAUCCAGAGCCACACAGAGUCCAGCUAUCUCCUUGGAGAAGAAAUAAUGCCUGCAAAGAGAUACAAUUUGUUCCUGAGGCGGCGUCUGAUGUUUCCAAAACAUCAACAAAGCAAAGAUUCUAUCUUCUUCCGAGAUGGGAUCAGGCAAAUUGAUUUUGUACUUUCCUAUGUUGAUGACAUAAGGAAAGACUCAGAGAUAAAGGCAGAAAGAAGAAGAGAGUUUGAAGCAAAUCUCAGAAAAACAGGUCUUGAGUUGGAAACUGAAGACAAAAGGGACUCUGAAGAUGGAAGAACUUAUUUUGUCAAGAUUCAUGCCCCUUGGGAGGUAUUAGUUACUUACGCUGAAGUGUUGGGAAUCAAAAUGCCCAUUCAGGAGAGUGAUAUUCCUCGAACUGAGCACACUCCCCUAAGCUAUAUGCUUGGGCCUUUGAAACUCCCAGAGCAUGUUAAGUAUCCUCAGCCGGAAUAUUUCACUGCCCAAUUCAACAGACAUCGGCAGGAGCUCUUCCUCAUUGAUGAUCCAUCAACCUUCUUUCCAUCCUCCUCAAGAAACAGAAUUGUAUACUAUAUUCUCUCAAGGUGUCCUUUUGCUGUAGAGGAUGGUAAGAAAAAGUUUGGGAUUGAAAGACUACUAAACUCUAACACUUACUCAUCUGCCUACCCACUCCACGAUGGCCAAUAUUGGAAGCCAUCAGAACCUCCUAAUCCUGUCAAUGAAAGGUACAUACUUCACCAGAAUUGGGCUCGAUUUUCCUAUUUUUAUAAGGAGCAGCCUUUUGAUUUGAUUAGGAAUUAUUUUGGAGAAAAAAUUGCCAUCUAUUUUGUUUUUCUUGGAUUUUACACAGAAAUGCUGUUCUUUGCUGCUGUAGUUGGCUUAGCUUGUUUUAUUUAUGGUUUACUAUCAAUGGAACGUAACAGAAGCAGCGUGGAAACCUGUGACCCUGAUAUUGGAGGUCAGAUGAUCAUGUGUCCACUCUGUGAUUCAGUGUGCGAUUAUUGGAGACUAAAUAGUACCUGUUUAGCUUCAAAGUUGUCCCAUUUGUUUGAUAAUGAAUCAACAGUGUUCUUUGCAGUAUUCAUGGGAAUUUGGGUCACAUUAUUUUUGGAGUUUUGGAAACAGCGACAAGCCAGACUGGAAUAUGAGUGGGACAUGGUGGAUUUUGAAGAGGAACAGCAGCAGCUUCAGCUAAGACCUGAGUUUGAAGCUAUGUGUAAACAGAGGAAAAUGAAUCCAGUGACUAAGGAGAUGGAACCUUACAUGCCUCUAUGUGCUCGUAUUCCAUGGUACUUUUGUUCAGGAGUCACAGUGGUAUUAUGGAUGGCUCUUGUUAUCUCCAGCAUGGUAGCUGUAAUUGUGUACCGCCUGUCAGUCUUUGCUACAUUUGCUAGCUUCAUGGAAAAGGAUUCAUCCUUAAAGCAAGUCAAAAGUUUCCUUACUCCCCAUAUAGCCACAUCAAUCACAGGAUCAUGCUUGAACUUUAUUGUCAUCUUGAUCUUGAAUUUCUUUUAUGAAAAGAUAUCUGCCUGGAUUACAAAAAUGGAAAUUCCUCGAACUUACCAGGAGUACGAGAGCAGUCUUACCUUGAAAAUGUUCCUGUUUCAGUUUGUAAAUUAUUACUCAUCCUGCUUCUACGUAGCUUUCUUUAAAGGGAAGUUGGUGGGCUAUCCUGGAAAAUACACAUAUUUGUUUGAUGUGUGGAGAAGUGAAGAGUGUGAUCCUGGAGGCUGUCUAAUAGAAUUAACAACCCAGAUGGCCAUCAUAACGAUUGGGAAACAGAUUUUUGGAAACCUUAAAGAAGCCGUUUAUCCGUUGGUUUUGAAUUGGUGGAAACGCCGAAAAGCUCGGACCAACUCUGAGAAACUAUACAGUCGAUGGGAGCAGGAUCAUGACCUUGAAUAUUUUGGACCCCUUGAGCUAUUCUAUGAAUACUUAGAAACAGUUACUCAAUUUGGAUUUGUUACACUAUUUGUGGCCUCUUUUCCUUUGGCUCCUCUUUUUGCUCUCAUAAAUAAUAUUGUAGAGAUUCGAGUGGAUGCCUGGAAACUUACUACUCAGUACAGGAGAACUAUAGCUUCCAAAGCUCAUAGCAUAGGUGUUUGGCAAGACAUUCUUUAUGGAAUGGCUGUACUUUCAGUUGCAACUAAUGCUUUUAUUGUUGCAUUUACAUCGGACAUGAUUCCUCGCUUAGUUUACUUCUAUGCCUACUCAACAAAUGCCAAGUACCCUAUGAAAGGAUAUGUGAAUAACAGCCUGUCAGUAUUCCUGAUAGCUGAUUUUCCAAAUGCUAUUGUACCUCCGGAAAAAGUAGACUUCACCACUUGCAGGUACAGAGAUUACAGACAUCCUCCUGAUCAUGAGAAGAAAUAUUAUCAUAAUAUGCAAUUCUGGCAUGUCCUUGCUGGUAGGAUGACCUUCAUCAUAGUUAUAGAACACAUUGUGUUUUUAGUUAAAUUUCUGUUGGCCUGGAUGAUACCUGAUGUUCCAAAAGAUGUUGCGGAUAGAAUCAAGCGAGAAAAGUUAAUGACUAUCAAGAUUCUCCAUGACUUUGAGCUCAAAAAAUUAAAAGAGAACUUGGGACUUAAUUCUAAAGAAUUUUCCCAGCAUUUCAUGAUUGAGGAAAGCAAAGUAAAUCUGGCUAGAUCAACAACCUAAUCCGCAUAACCAGGUAGCAGCUGGUUGUCUGUAUCACUUCACUUUUUCCCCUGGGUUCCAAGCCAGAAGCCAGAAGCCA